AUUUAGUCCACAAGCAGAAUUUUAUUCCCUCCUUAAAACUAGCCUCUAGCCCCUUCCAAAUGCCAACAUUAAAUCGGUACUGUUCUCCACCCCUCUCUCUCUCACACACAGAGAUAUACUAAAAUAAUACAUACAACUGUUCAUCCUUAACUGUAUAGAGAGCCAUAAUUUCAUACACAGCCUUUUGCCGUUUGACUUUUGCGUUAUCUAAUUUCUUUAUAUAGCUUCUAUAGUUCUAUUGAAUAUUGACGGUGCGUUGCGGGGUUCAGAUUUUUGGAGGUCCAUUUCCUACUAUGGGCCUAUCACAGGGGAGGGAAAUGGGGAGGGCUUUCAUGCCUUUUAUGUUGGCGGUACUCUUUGUGGUGGCGGUAGUUAGUGCCGAGCGGUCGGCUACGAGGUUUCUGUUGAAUGAUAAUAUCGCCGGAGGAGAAAGACAUUCAGAAGGGUACUGUGCCAUGUAUGACAUCUGUGGGAAGCGCAGUGAUGGUAAAGUACUCAAUUGCCCUGUUGGUACUCCUGCUGUCAAGCCAGACGAAUUACUAUCACAAAAAGUUCAAAGUUUGUGCCCUACAAUUACUGGAAAUGUAUGUUGUACGGCCGAGCAGUUUGAUGUUUUACGAACACAAAUCCAGCAAGCCAUUCCUUUUGUUGUAGGUUGUCCAGCUUGCUUGAGAAAUUUCUUGAAUCUGUUCUGUGAGCUCACCUGUUCUCCAAAUCAAAGUCAGUUUAUUAACGUGACGUCCAUUUCCCGGGUUGGGAGAAAUUCGACUGUUGACGGGAUAGAUUAUUACGUAACUGAUGCUUUUGGUAAGAGAAUGUUUGAAUCCUGCAAAGAUGUAAAAUUCGGAUCCAUGAAUUCUCGAGCUAUAGAUUUCAUCGGUGCUGGUGCUAAAAAUUUUAGUGAGUGGUUUGCGUUUAUUGGUAGACGAGCUGAGUUAGGCUUACCAGGCUCACCCUAUGCGAUCAAUUUCUUGCCUGUGGCCCCAAAAUUAUCGGGAAUGAGGUCCUUGAAUGUGUCCUCGUAUUCAUGCGGUGAUACCUCAUUAGGUUGUUCGUGUGGUGAUUGUCCUUCAGCACCAGCAUGCUCGAGUUCUGAACCUGUUGCACCGCCUAAGCAAGAUUCCUGUUCGGUGACAAUAGGGUCUCUUAAUGCAAAAUGCGUUGAAGUUGCAAUGGCAAUAGUGUACAUUGUAGUUGCCUCUAUAUUUCUCGGGUGGGGUUUCCUCCACAGAAAAAGGACUAGUCCUACUCCCCAAACAAAACCUAUAAUUGUUGUUCCAAAUGGUACCAAUGUUGUCCGUAUGAGCAGCCAAAAGAACGAUAAUAUACCUAUGCAGAUGUUCGAGGAUGUACCUCAAAUUAAUAACGCUGUGCAGCUCUCAAUUUUGCAAGGAUAUAUGUCAAGAUUUUAUAGGAAAUACGGAACGUGGGUGGCCCGAAAUCCCAUGCUUGUAUUAUGCUUAUCAAUUGCUACAGUUGCUGUGCUUUGUCUAGGUCUUAUUCGUUUUCAAGUGGAGACAAGACCUGAGAAGUUGUGGGUGGGUCCGGGAAGUAGAGCUGCCAAGGAGAAGGAAUUUUUUGACAAUCAUCUUGCCCCAUUUUACAGGAUUGAGCAGGUGGACAGUAUCAGAGCAAAUAAUUCUGGUUCAAUGGUAUCUCUUACUGACAUUUGCUUGAAGCCACUCGGAAAGGAUUGUGCCACUCAAAGUGUUCUUCAGGCCUAUGUACUCCUUCAUAUCCCCUGUUCUUACUUCUUAGUACUAGAUGUUUAUUCACUUAUUGCUGCUUUUGCUGAUUCGCUAUAUUUCAAGAUGGAUCCUCAAAAUUAUGACAGCUUUGGGGGUCUUGAUCACAUCGAAUACUGUUUUCAGCACUUUAGUUCAGCAGAAACAUGCGCAAGUGCAUUUAAAGCACCUCUUGACCCAAGCACUGCAGUUGGUGGUUUUCCCGGAAAUAACUAUCUCGAGGCUUCUGCUUUUGUUGUGACUUAUCCCGUAAACAAUGAAGUUGACAAAGAAGGGAAUGGAACCAAGAGGGCUGAGGCUUGGGAAAAAGCAUUCAUUCAGCUUGCAAAGGAGGAACUCUUACCCAUGGUGCAGUCAAGAAAUUUAACACUGGCAUUUUCAUCAGAAAGCUCUAUUGAGGAAGAGUUAAAAAGAGAAAGCACUGCAGAUGCUAUUACCAUCUUGAUAAGCUAUCUCGUAAUGUUUGCUUACAUAUCCUUCACACUCGGAGAUGCUCCUCGGUUCUCCUCAUAUUAUGUCUCCUCUAAGGUAUUGCUUGGGCUAUCAGGAGUUACACUUGUCGUGCUCUCUGUACUUGGAUCAGUUGGAUUUUUCAGUGCAGUUGGAAUAAAAUCAACCAUGAUAAUAAUGGAAGUCAUCCCUUUUCUUGUUUUAGCAGUUGGGGUAGACAACAUGUGCAUACUAGUACAUGCUGUAAAGAGACAGCAGGUAGAAUUGCCUAUAGAGGGAAGAAUUAGCAAUGCCCUUGUAGAGGUUGGGCCGUCUAUAACACUAGCUAGUCUGUCUGAGGUCUUGGCAUUUGCAGUUGGGAGUUUCAUACCUAUGCCAGCUAUCCGCGUCUUUUCCAUGUUUGCAGCACUGGCUGUUCUCUUGGAUUUUCUUCUACAAGUGACUUCAUUUGUUUCCUUGAUUGUUUUUGACUUCUUGAGAGCUGAGAAUAAUAGGGUUGAUUGUUGUCCUUGUAUAAAGGUGUCUGGUUCGAAUGUGGGGAUGGAUCAAGGCAGUCAUCAUCAACAGAAACCUAGCCUGCUGGUCAGAUAUAUGAAGGAUAUUCAUGCUUCCAUCCUUAGCCUGUGGUUUGUGAAACUGCUGGUUGUCUGUGCUUUUGGUGCAUUUACAUUGGCGAGCAUAGCAUUAUGUACAAGAAUCCAACCUGGUUUAGAACAGCAAAUUGUUCUUCCUCGAGACUCGUAUCUUCAGGGCUACUUUAGCAACAUAUCUGAGUAUCUUAGAAUUGGUCCCCCACUCUACUUUGUAGUGCAAAACUACAAUUUUAGUUCUGAAUCAAGACAAACAAACCAGCUUUGUUCCAUCAGCCAGUGUGAUUCUAAUUCUCUUCUAAAUGAGAUUGCAAGAGCAUCUUUAGUACCAGAGUCGAGUUAUAUAGCUAAACCUGCUGCUUCAUGGCUUGAUGAUUUUCUUGUUUGGCUGUCUCCUGAAGCUUUUGGGUGUUGUAGGAAAUUCACAAAUGGAAGCUAUUGUCCUCCCGAUGAUCAGUGUUUCCGUCACUCGGAGUUACAAAAUGAUCGUCCAUCAACAGCACAAUUCAGGGAAAAGCUGCCAUGGUUCCUCAAUGCUUUGCCCUCAGCUGAUUGUGCUAAAGGUGGAAAUGGGGCAUAUACCACCAAUGUCGAGCUCAAAGGGCUUGAGGAUGGCAUUAUUCGAGCAUCAGCAUUUCGGACCUAUCACACCCCUUUAAAUAAACAGGCUGACUUUAUCAACUCAAUGAGGGCUGCUAGAGAUUUUAGCGCGAGGAUGUCUGAUUCGUUAAAGAUUGACAUGUUUCCUUAUUCCGUGUUUUAUAUGUUCUUCGAGCAAUACCUUGAUAUAUGGAAGACAGCUCUGAUCAACCUCGCAAUAGCUAUUGGGGCAGUUUUUGUUGUUUGCUUUGUAAUCACAUGCAGUGUUUGGACUUCAGCAAUAAUCCUUCUUGUUUUGGCAAUGAUAGUGGUGGAUCUUUUGGGCAUAAUGGCAAUUUUAAACAUCCAGUUGAACGCUUUGUCAGUCGUGAACCUUGUGAUGUCAGUGGGUAUUGCAGUCGAGUUCUGCGUUCACAUAACACAUGCUUUCUUGGUUGCGGGUGGAGAUAGGAAUCAACGGAUGAAAGAAUCUCUAGUAACAGUGGGAGCUUCUGUAUUCAGUGGAAUCACACUCACGAAGCUAGUUGGGGUGCUCGUUCUAUGUUUUUCAAGGACGGAAGUUUUUGUGGUGUACUAUUUCAAAAUGUAUCUUGCUUUGGUUCUUCUGGGCUUCUUGCAUGGCCUAGUCUUCUUACCUGUGAUAUUGAGCAUGUUUGGGCCACCAUCAAGAUGCGUGCUAAUUGAGAAGCAAGAAGAUCGACCAUCCACGUCAUCACAAUUUUAACUUAAAAGUUGAUGUAUUAAUGGUGUUUUUUAGUUUUUCAUUUUUUUUGGUAUUUUGAUGGUGAUGGUGUUUGUCCAGUUGUGAAGCUGACUUACAUUACACGGGAACAUAAGAGAAAACAUACAAUUCAUCAAUUGCGGUCUGAACUACAGAAUACUUUCAUUUUUAUUCUGUAUCCACUUAAAGAAAAAUUUUAUACAAACUCUUAUAAAAUAA
Striga asiatica is the source of this 4325-nucleotide messenger RNA. NCBI's taxonomy places the organism in Eukaryota, Viridiplantae, Streptophyta, Magnoliopsida, Lamiales, Orobanchaceae. The record is from the annotation of a GenBank genome assembly.